AUGGGUGCUUCGAACGGAGCCGCUUUUUUACAAGAAUUCGUAAAUGGACUGCCAUUUAUUCACUGCGACAUUGCCGGAACCGCCGCCAAAUCAAAAACCAAACGCGGAACUGGUGUUAUG
This is a messenger RNA of Ambispora gerdemannii, 120 nucleotides long. Lineage: Eukaryota; Fungi; Glomeromycota; Glomeromycetes; Archaeosporales; Ambisporaceae. The record is from the annotation of a GenBank genome assembly.